AUGCCAGCAAAGCUUAUCUCUAAUGUUUCCAUUGUCCUUUUGACAUUCUCAAAUUUUAACAGUGCUGCAAAGAUUUACAAUAAUCUCAACAGCUCUUUUAUUGGCGGAGUUUCCUCGAAUCAAAUGGAUGGCUCAUUCGUUAGUAGUUCUGGUCCUGAAUACGUCGAUCCAGAGAGCGUUGAUCUCUCAUCAGGUACUGAGUCUGAAUUGCAGGAUCUUGAAGAUAACGAGACAGUGUUCCGUGGGUAUGGCUCCCAUGGGUUGACUUCAAAAGUCCAUUUCACUACAAAGCAUGUCACUUAUACUACUCUGGACAUCUUUGGUCGCCUGAAGACCCAAGUAUCUACAUCAACUGUCUAUUACAAAGAUUCAUACACUGCCUCUGAAAAUGCAGCUGCUGGUAAGCUUGUAUUUGGUGGAAAUUCUGAUGAUACCACCUUAUUCGUUGGUGGAAUAUUAUCAUCGAUGGUUGUUGGCGUUUUGUGUUUAAUUUAA
Messenger RNA from Saccharomycopsis crataegensis, 495 nucleotides. RefSeq lists its product as uncharacterized. The record is from RefSeq and is a predicted model, not a curated record. Lineage: Eukaryota; Fungi; Ascomycota; Saccharomycetes; Ascoideales; Saccharomycopsidaceae. Bases 1 to 495 code for a protein of 164 amino acids. The transcript has a single exon.